AUGGUGUACUGUGGUAAGCCAAGCAAAGGAUGCGGCCACUGUCGAUCCCGCAAGAUCAGAUGUGAUCAGGCCCGCCCGGCAUGCUCGCAGUGCGUGAGAGCUAAGCGGGACUGCCCCGGAUAUCGAGAUCAGCUCUCGCUCAUGUUCCGCGACGAAAGCAGCUCGGUGGUGCGAAAAGCAAAUGCAGAUACUAAACCAGAGACAAGGAAAUCGAGUUCACCGCCGGAAACUCGUGCAUUAUCGCGACCAAAACAGUCAGCAGCGCGAACUCGUCGCAAAGCUUCCCCAGAUGGGAAUCCAGAGAGUGCGCCGACCGUUGAGGUGGGGCCAGAUUUGUUUCUCGAUUUCAACGCAGAUCCACUACAGCAGUUUACACUGUUGAAUUUCACGAAUCUUCCCAUGGAGGUUCAGCCAUCGGCUCCAAAUCAAGAUGAUGCUAUUUGUUAUUUUAUGCGCACAAAUGCAUUUCCGGGCGCUUUUUGGAUGGUGGAUUUCAUGGAAAAGUUCCUUUUGCAACCUGGUGGAACUCAGAGCACAAAAGCCAUGCGAGCAAGCAUGGCUGCUGUUGCUUCCGCGAUGCUAUGUCGUGUUAGGAAGGUAACUGCAUUAAAGGAAAUUGCGCGAAAAGAAUAUUGUUCUGCGCUUGAGCUUUUAAAUUCUGCAUUGGUCAGUGUGGAGGAGGCCAAGUCAAACCAGGCGUUGGGGGCCGUCGUACUGCUUGCCAUAUACGAAAUUGUCACUUCUAGAGCUCCCCAGGACAUUGACUCUUGGACUAAUCAUAUAAGAGGGGCGACAGCCCUCCUUGAAAUGAGGGGUCCCGAGCAACUAAACACCGAAGCCGGCCUUCGUCUAUUUUUGCACUUACGCUAUCAGAUCGUCGUUAGCUGUAUGCAACGAGACGCGAGAGUACCCGACUCCCUCUUGGAGAACACGAGGACCGUCCUCAAGCUCCGCCCAAAUGAAGCUCAUAGCAAUCGACUGGUUAUAAUUGUCGGCCGACUUUCUAACCUCCGUGCCGAUAUUAUAUCCGGUGUUAUAACCGAUGACCAGCAAAUUAUUUCAAUGGCGUCGGCCAUUGAAGCCGAGCUGAUCUCCUGGCUCGCAGCACUACCAGCUGGAUUCACCUAUGAAACCCAUACAAAAUCUCGCUUCGACUAUGGCUUCCAAGAGCGUUGUCGUGGACUGGCUCCGUAUGAGGACCAGUAUCACGUAUACCCUGAUCUCUGGGCCUUCAACACAUGGAACCAGUACCGCUGCGCCCGUAUCCUAGCGAGCGAAAUUAUCUUAACCCACAUCCGACAGAUGUCCGACUCAUCUUCAUUAAAAUCUAUGUCCGAGGAAUUCCAGCUCCAUUGCAAGACUCUUCGCGCGAAUAUUCGUCGCUUGGCUGUUGAUAUUUGCCGUAGUGUGCCGUACGCCCUAGGCGUUCACAAACCGGAGUUCGACCCUACUCUCCCACCACCGGAUAGCUACUUGGGCGGCAUGGUGUUAUUAUGGCCGCUGUAUAUGGCUGGCACAGCGGAGAACGCGACACAUCCACUUCGUCGGUGGGUGGUACAAUGUUUGCGUAUGGUUGGCUUUACCUAUGGACUUGAUCAAGCUCUAGCGCUGAUGGACAUUGUCGCCGCCGACCCGGGUAUUUUGCAUUCCGUUACAGAUGCUGAAUUGGAUCAAGGCCGCAUCACUGAGGUGCCUACUUCCAAUAUGUCCACUUCGAGAACUGCAGUUGAGCAGGCGAAAGGUUACCAAAACUCAUUCCCUGGCUCGAUAGUGGAGCUCUAA
This is a messenger RNA of Penicillium angulare, 1782 nucleotides long. Its product is annotated as Zn(II)2Cys6 transcription factor. The transcript is spliced from 3 exons. Lineage: Eukaryota; Fungi; Ascomycota; Eurotiomycetes; Eurotiales; Aspergillaceae. Bases 1 to 1782 code for a protein of 593 amino acids. The record is from RefSeq and is a predicted model, not a curated record. Gene Ontology annotation, molecular function: DNA-binding transcription factor activity, RNA polymerase II-specific; zinc ion binding. Gene Ontology annotation, biological process: regulation of DNA-templated transcription.